Xyrauchen texanus (razorback sucker) is the source of this 2574-nucleotide messenger RNA. RefSeq names its product arylsulfatase family, member K (gene arsk). NCBI's taxonomy places the organism in Eukaryota, Metazoa, Chordata, Actinopteri, Cypriniformes, Catostomidae. The record is from RefSeq and is a predicted model, not a curated record. The coding region runs from base 272 to 1849 and encodes 525 amino acids. The transcript has 8 exons.
AGGAAAGUAUGAAAGACAUUUUAAACGUUCGGCGUUAACGUGCGCAACUAAAACAACUUCUAUAAUUUUAUAGUCUUAUAAUUUAUAAUGCGUCAAUCGAUGUGUAAGUUGUUAUAAAGUUUAAUUGUGAUGUGAUUUAAUUGCGGAAAAACGCGAAUGCCGCUGCGCAAGGAAAGAUUAUGCUAUUUAUCCGACUUAUUAAAAGACCUUUCCCGUCUUCAGAGGUCUUUUAAGGCUCUAAUGGUGUCUGGAUGCUCUUGAGUGCAGAAACAUGCUCGUGUUUCGUGUGUUAGUAGCGUUGUUGCUUCAUGUAAACGCUCACUGCAUGUAUUUGAACUGGACAUCACAUGACAGACCAAACAUAGUCAUGGUCAUGUCUGAUGCCUUCGAUGGCAGGUUAACUUUUCAUCCAGGGAAUAAAGUUGUACAGCUGCCUUAUAUCAACUUCAUGAGAGAAAUGGGUGCUGUCUUUCUCAACUCUUACACUAAUUCACCAAUCUGCUGUCCUUCCAGGGCAGCUAUGUGGAGCGGACAGUUUGUUCAUUUAACUCAGUCCUGGAACAACUAUAAAUGUCUUGAUCCCAAUGCCACAACAUGGAUGGACCAUUUACGUAAGAGUGGGUACCACACCCGUAGCAUGGGAAAACUGGACUAUACCUCAGGGGGGCACUCUGUCAGUAAUCGUGUGGAGGCAUGGAUCAGAGACCUGCCGUUCUUACUGAGGCAAGAGGGCCGUCCAGUCACAGAGCUGGUGGGUGAUUCGUCCACAAAGAGGGUCAUGAGUAAAGACUGGAACAUCACUGAUGCUGCAGUCCAGUGGAUUCGGCACACUGCAGCAUCUCUCUCCCAGCCAUUUGCACUUUACCUGGGUCUAAAUCUUCCCCACCCUUACCGCACAGACUCUCUGGGGCCCACAGCUGGUGGUUCCACCUUCCGCACCUCCCCUUAUUGGCUAAAAAAGGUUUCCUAUGAGCAAGUGUCUGUGCCGAAGUGGUUGCGGUCUGAAGAUAUACACCCUGUGGAUUACUACUCAACCUUCACCAAAAAUUGUAGUGGGAACUUCACAGAGGAAGAGAUCAGAAAAAUCAGAGCCUUUUACUAUGCUAUGUGUGCUGAAACAGACAGCAUGUUAGGUGAAGUGAUUGCUGCUCUCCGAGACACUGGAUUUUUGAACAGCACAGUUGUAUUGUUCACUGCUGAUCAUGGGGAUCUAGCCAUGGAACACAGGCAGUUCUAUAAGAUGUCCAUGUUUGAGGGCAGCUCUCAUAUACCUCUGCUUAUAAUGGGCCCUGGAGUAAAGUCAGACUUUGAAGUCAGCCUACCUGUCUCACUAGUAGACAUAUAUCCCACUGUGCUUGAUCUUGCUGAUGUUCCACAGCCAGGGGGUCUCAGUGGUCACUCAUUGCUUCCUCUGGUGUCCAGGGUCAGCAUUCAAUCAGCUGAGAUUCAUCCUGGCUGGGUGCUUAGUGAAUAUCAUGGCUGCAAUGCUAAUGCCUCUACAUAUAUGCUGAGGAUAGACGAGUGGAAGUACAUCACGUAUGCAGAUGGCUUGACUAUUCCCCCACAGCUUUUUAAUUUGUCCAAAGAUGUAUCAGAAUUGAAGAAUGAUGCAUUGCAUUUCCCUGACACAUGUCUGCACCUAGACAAGCUGUUACGUACGAUUGUGGACUAUCCCAGGGUCUCACAAUCUGUUCAUCUCUACAAUAAACAACAGUUUCUAGAAUGGAAGCAAAGCCUAGGGAUCAAUUACUCCCAGGUCAUAGCCAACCUGCGAUGGCAUAUUGACUGGCAAAAAGACCCCAAGACUCUUGAGAGAGAAAUUGAGGAGUGGCUUGCAGGGGUAGUAUGACUAUCCAGAUUAUAACUGCCCAUGAACAGCACAAGGAAGAGACUUUUCAGGUCCUGUUUGGAACAAAAGAAUAUUGUUUGUUUGAUCAACAAAAGUCUAGGCUUGCUAAUGUGCUUGAAACAUUUUGACCUAUACUACUACUAAAUGUCAAAUAUAUGAGGUAAACAAUUGCACUUGAAUUUAGUUUGCUGAAAGAGCAUCCACUUAAGAAGUAUUUAGUACUAAUAUUAUGAAUAAAGAUACAAAUGAAAUCACACUACCUUUACAAAAAAGAACUUUGGUGAUGGUACAGUGAUGGUAUCAAAUUGUUUUACCAUGUUUUACACUAAUGGGUGUUUCUUUAACUAUUGCCCCUUUACUCUGGACCAAAGGAAACUGCCUUUAAAAUUGUUUCACACUUUCACUAGUUUAAUAUGUAUAACAAAUUACACAUGCAUCACAGGAGAUUAAUGCCCUCUUUUUUUGAAAGCCAUGUCAAGUUCCCUCCACAGUGUCAUUAAAAAUGUUGUACUGUGUUUAAUAGAAUUCCGUAGUAGAAAUGGCAGUGAUGGAAUUCCUUUUUUUUAUAUAAAAUGUCUGACUCCUUUGUAUUGUUAAGGCUAAUGUCAUAGCUAAUAUUUUAUGUAUCAAACUCAAAUAAUAUUUUCACACUUUUUGAAUUAUUUGGCAAAUUACAGCUUGAUUGGAAAUUACAUAAAAUUAAAAUAUUCUGCUCACCAGAUAUA